Emys orbicularis (European pond turtle) is the source of this 972-nucleotide messenger RNA. RefSeq names its product olfactory receptor 51G2-like. Gene Ontology annotation, biological process: G protein-coupled receptor signaling pathway. The record is from RefSeq and is a predicted model, not a curated record. The transcript has a single exon. Lineage: Eukaryota; Metazoa; Chordata; Testudines; Emydidae. Gene Ontology annotation, cellular component: plasma membrane. The coding region runs from base 1 to 972 and encodes 323 amino acids. Gene Ontology annotation, molecular function: G protein-coupled receptor activity; olfactory receptor activity.
AUGGAGCAGCUUCAGCACACCAUGCCACUUGUCAAUUCCUCCUUCUAUCAGCCUUCCACCUUCCUCCUGACGGGCUUUCCAGGGCUGGAAGCCAAUCACCACUGGAUCUCCAUCCCUUUCUGCAUGUUCUAUCUUGUCGGCCUUUCAGGGAACUGCCUGAUCCUGAUCAUCAUCAAGAAGACCCAAAGUCUUCAUAAGCCUACGUACUACUUCCUUUCCAUGCUGGCCGUGAUGGACCUGGGCUUGGCUUUGUGUACCCUUCCUACCACGCUGGGCAUCUUUUGGUUUAAGAUCAGAAAAAUUGAGUUCAAUGCCUGUCUCACCCAGAUGUAUUUUAUCCAUAUACUGUCAGUGAUGGAAUCCUCGGUGCUCCUAGCAAUGGCCUUCGAUCGUUUCAUCGCUAUCUCCAACCCUCUGAGAUAUUCGUCCAUCUUGACCAAGCCAACCAUCAUAAAAAUAGGGCUGGCAAUUGUUUCAAGAGCUGUGAUCUCCCUCUUCCCAAUACCCUUUCUGCUCAAGAGGCUAACCUACUGUGGGAACAAUGUGCUUUCCCACUCAUUUUGCUUUCACCCUGAUAUCAUGAAGCUGGCCUGCGCGGAUAUAAAAGUCAACAUCCUGUAUGGUUUAAUUGUCAUUCUUUCAACGGUGGGUGUGGAUUUUGUGUUCAUUGUGCUAUCAUAUGUUCUGAUCAUUAAGACUGUGGUCAGCCUCACGACCAAGGAAAAAUGUCUCAAGGCUUUGAACACAUGUGUCUCCCAUAUCUGUGCCGUCCUAAUCUUCUUCAUCCCAAUGAUUGGACUGUCCGUUCUCCAUCGCUGUGGUGACAAUGUUCCCCCUAUGGUUUACAUUGUGGUGGGCUAUAUCUACCUUAUUGUGCCCCCUGUCUUAAAUCCUAUCAUAUACAGCGUCAAAUCCAAACUGAUCCGCAGAGCCAUGCUCAGAACACUGUGGUGGAAAAAUGAGUCAAUGUGA